Molecule: messenger RNA, 4769 nt
Organism: Choloepus didactylus (southern two-toed sloth)
Lineage: Eukaryota; Metazoa; Chordata; Mammalia; Pilosa; Megalonychidae
Gene: TBC1D32
Product: TBC1 domain family member 32
Exons: 34
Coding region: 167-4066 (1299 amino acids)
Biological process (GO): non-motile cilium assembly
Source: RefSeq, a predicted model, not a curated record
CGUCACGCGUAGCGCUGGCGAACCGCCGUCUGGCCCUCCCAUCGUCAGAGCGUCCCUGAAUCUCUUCUGCCGUUAGUCCCGAGCGGCCUGAGCUUUGUUGGUAAUAGAGGCUGGCAACGACGAGUACCAAAAGCGAGACCUCGCGGACGCCUGUUUCCUAAAAGUGAUGGCCCACUUCUCCUGCGAGGACGAGGCGAUGCUGCAGGCGAUGCUGAGGCAGCUGUUCCAGAGCGUGAAGGAGAAAAUUACCGGUGCUCCCUCCCUCGAGUGCGCCGAGGAGAUCCUCUUGCAUCUGGAGGAAACUGAUGAAAAUUUUCACAACUAUGAAUUUGUGAAGUACCUUAGACAGCAUAUAUGCAAUUCUUUGGGGUCUAUGAUUGAAGAAGAAAUGGAAAAAUGCACAUCUGAUCAGAAUCAUGGUGAAGAAGUUGGUUAUGACACAGUUGUACAGCAUGUGACUAAAAGAACUCAGGAAUCUAAAGAGUACAAAGAAAUGAUGCAUUCCCUGAGGAACAUCAUGAUGGUAGUGGUGGAAUCUAUGAUUAACAAGUUUGAAGAAGAUGAGAUACGAAGUCAAGAGAGGCAGAAAAAAAUCCAAAAGGAGAAAAGCAAUAGUUAUUGCACGGACAAUUGCUCUGAUAGUGAUUCAUCAUUCAAUCAGAGUUACAAAUUUUGUCAAGGAAAAUUACAAUUGAUUUUAGACCAGUUGGAUCCUGGGCAACGUAAAGAGGUGCGAUAUGAAGCGUUGCAAACAUUAUGUUCAGCUCCUCCAUCUGAUGUACUGAACUGUGAAAAUUGGACCACUCUCUGUGAAAAGCUGACACUGUCCCUUGCAGAUCCUGAUCCUGUGUUUAGUGACCGGAUUUUAAAAUUCUAUGCACAGACAUUUACACUUUCACCGUUACACAUGACCAAGGAAAUCUAUAUAAGCUUAGCUAAACAUUUGGAAUUAUACUUUCUUUCUAGAGAAAAUCAUAUUCCUACUCUUUCAACUGGUAUAGAUAUAACUAAUCCUAAUGUGAUCCGUUUACUUAAAAAGGUUCGUCUUCUAAAUGAAUAUCAGAAAGAGGCUCCGUCUUUUUGGAUUCGUCACCCAGAGAAAUAUAUGGAGGAGAUUGUGGAUGGUACUUUGUCAUUGUUAUCAGUUAAUCAUGAUCAAACCCAUCUUGUCUCACAAAAGAUUUUGGAUCCGAUCUACUUUCUUGCAUUAGUUGAUACCAAGGCUGUGUGGUUCAAAAAGUGGAUGCAUGCAUAUUAUAGCAGAACUGCAGUACUAAGACUUCUUGAAAAGAAAUAUAAAUCUCUGAUAACUACAGCAGUUCAACAAUGUGUUCAAUACUUUGAAUUCUGUAAGAGCAUGAAAGCUGAUGAAAAUUUGGGACAUUCAAAGCAUUGUGGAAACAAACAGAAAACUUUCUACUACUCGGGACAAGAAUUGCAAUAUAUUUAUUUCAUUCACUCACUGUGCCUUUUAGGAAGAUUAUUGAUCUACACACAAGGCAGAAAGCUAUUUCCUAUAAAAUUGAAGAAUAGGAAGGAUUCAGUAUCCCUUACAGAUCUCCUUGUUCUGUUUACCCAGCUUAUCCAUUAUUCACCAAGUUGCCCAAAGAUGACAUCAGCUACACAUUCAGAGAGUUACUCUCCUGCAAGUAUGGUGACUGAAGUUCUACGGAUACUCUGCGAUCAAAAAGAAUGUGCAAUUGAAUGCUUGUAUAAUAUCACUGUAAUAGAGACGCUUCUUCAACCUAUUCAUAACUUAAUGAAAGGAACUGAGGCUGCUCCAAAUUAUUCUGAAACAGCUUUAAUUCAUAUAGCUGAUAUUUUAGGAAGAAUUGCUUCUGUAGAAGAAGGUCUUAUUUUACUUCUUUAUGGAGAAAAUAUGAACUCUUCAGAAGAAGAAAGUCCUACAGGUGCUCAUAUAAUUGCCCAGUUUUCAAAAAAACUUCUUGAUGAAGAUAUUUCUAUUUUUUCUGGAUCAGAAUUAUCACCUGUGGUCAAAGGAGCUUUUAUUUCUGUGUGUCGUCAAAUAUAUGGUACCUGUGAAGGCUUGCAGGUGUUAAUUCCUUACAAUUUGCAUGAAUCUAUAGCAAAAGGAUGGAAGAAGACAACUUUGUUAUCAGAAAGAAUUCCAACUCCAGUAGAGGGUUUUGAUUCUGUUUCUUCAAUAAGCCAGGAAUCUCAAAACAUUAUGGCUUGGGAAGAGAAUUUGUUAGAUGAUUUACUAAACUUUGCUGCCACUCCCAAAGGACUACUACUUCUUCAAAGAACAGGUGCUGUCAAUGAAUGUGUGACAUUUAUGUUCAACCAAUAUGCAAAAAAAUUACAGAUCAGCAGGAAUAAACAGUUUGGCUAUGGAGUUAUGGUUACACAAGUGGCAUCAACAGCAGCGGGUGCAGUAGCAUUACAAAGUUCAGGAUUUAUUAAUGCACUUAUAACUGAAUUAUGGGCCAAUCUGGAAUGUGGCAGAGAUGAUGUUAGAGUAAGCCAUCCCAGAACUACUCCGGUGGAUCCCAUUGACCGAAGCUGUCAAAAGUCUUUUCUAGCACUGGUGAACUUGUUAUCCUAUCCUGCUAUUUACGAGCUGGUAGGCAAUCAAAAUCUUCCUAUUAAAACAGAAUAUUCUCUUCGUGAAGUCCCAGCGUGUGUUAUUGAUAUUAUUGAUAGACUUAUUAUUUUGAAUUCAGAAGCUAAGAUUCGUGCCUUAUUCAAUUAUGAACAAUCACAUAUCUUUGGUCUAAGGUUAUUAAGUGUGAUAUGCUGUGAUCUGGAUGCUCUUCUCUUAUUAGAGGCUCAGUAUCAAGUAUCUGAAAUGCUACUAAAUGCUCAAGAAGAAAAUAUCUUAGAAACUUCUGAGAGCUGCAGGGACUUUAUAAUUGAUGGUUUAUCAGUAGAGAGAAAUCAUGUUCUUGUUAGGAUAAAUCUUAUUGGUGGGCCAUUAGAACGGAGUUUGCCUCCAAGGAUGCUAGAGAAGGGUAAUGAUCCAUAUCCUUGGCCAAUGUUUUCAUCAUAUCCUGUGCCAGACCGUUAUCUUCCAGAAGUUAUAAGAAAUGCUGAUAUACAACAAGAUAAUGAACUUGUCAAGCAUUUAUUAUGCUUCAAUAUUUCUGAUAAACAAUCUGAGUGGAUAGAAAACUGCCGACGUCAAUUUUGCAAAAUGAUGAAGGCCAAACCUGAUACAAUCAGUGGAGCUGCUUUAGUAGAAUUACUUGAAAAAUUUGUGUUUCAUCUCUCUGACAGCCCAUCUGAAUGCUACUUCCCCUCAGUGGAAUAUACAGCUACUGAUGCAAAUAUGAAGAACGAAAGCCUUUCAUCUGUGCAGCAGCUUGGCAUUAAAAUGACUGUCAGGUAUGGAAAAUUCCUCAACCUGUUACAAAAUGGUGCAGAAAAUGAUCUUACUUUGGUUUUGAAGCACUGUAAGAGAUUCCUGAAACAGCAGCAAGUUCCCAUAAAAUCUUCUCUUCUUUGUCUGCAAGGGAGUUAUGCUGGCCAUGACUGGUUUGUGUCUUCUAUGUUCAUGAUAAUGUUGGGGGACAAAGAGAAAACAUUUCAAUUUCUUCAGCAGUUCUCCAGGCUUCUGACCUCUGCUUUCCUUUGGUUGCCAAGACUACAUAUUUCUAGGUACUUACCUAUGGACACUAUAGAAUCUGGUAUCCAUCCGAUAUAUUUUUGCAGUGCUCACUAUGUUGAAAUGCUGCUGAAGGCUGAGGUGCCACUUGUGUUUUCAGCUUUCCACAUGUCUGGUUUUGCACCAUCACAGAUUUGCCUGCAAUGGAUAACUCAGUGUUUUUGGAAUUAUUUAGAUUGGAUGGAAAUUUGCCAUUAUAUUGCUACUUGUGUUUUCCUUGGUCCUGAUUAUCAAGUGUAUAUCUGUAUAGCUAUAUUCAAACAUCUACAACAAGACAUUCUACAGCACACUCAGACUCAAGAUCUGCAGGUUUUCCUAAAAGAAGAAGCACUGCAUGGGUUUCACGUGAGUGAUUACUUUGAAUACAUGGAAAUUCUGGAACAAAACUACAGACCUGUGCUGCUGAGAGACAUGCGGAGCAUUAGGGUCCAGAGCUCAUAGAUCAUGGGGACACAGUUUAAUUUUAUGUUUUAUUUAUUUUUAAAGGAAACAAGGGGACUUGGUUGUUUUCUGUGUCCAUAACAACAUAUGCUUUGUGAAUAUUGUAAAAUCAGUGUUGAGAGUUUUUGAUUCUAAUAAUAUUUUCAAGUAGGCAUUAGUUCAAUUUGUGAUAUGAAGUGAAUCCAUUUUGUACAUUUGUUUUUAAUUGCCAAAAGGUUGUUUUAGAAUCCAAUCUAGUUUACUUAUAGUCCUUAUUGAUAUUAAAGAGAUAUUCCCAGCCUACGUCUCUUUCUUCACCAGAUGAUUAAAAUACCUUUGAAAUGUGUUUGGGAAGAAGCAAUAUUGUAAUAAUUGUUUGGCCAGCCUUGGAAAAUCCAUAGAGAGAAGGGAAAGAUGCAAUUAUUUUCUCCAUUCUUUAUGUCUAUACAUAUAAAGGAAAUAGACGAACUUGCAACUGCUUAUUUUACAUGUGGAGGAACAAAUGAUAUUUAUCAUGGCACUUGGUAGAAAUACUAUUGACUUCAAACAUAAUUGUUUUCUAGGAGUUUGUUUUUAAUACCUGUAUUAAUUUAUAAUUUUUCAUUUGAAAUGUAGUCUCUGCGUGGUUCAUUUAAAAGAUAGAUUGGUUACUUCAUUCUGAUAAGCAUUCUACUGUCAUUAGUUAUACAUUUUCCUUAGUGAUAGAUUUGAUUUGUACUGAACU